Messenger RNA from Camelina sativa (false flax), 574 nucleotides. RefSeq names its product protein RESPONSE TO LOW SULFUR 3. The record is from RefSeq and is a predicted model, not a curated record. Gene Ontology annotation, biological process: cellular oxidant detoxification. NCBI's taxonomy places the organism in Eukaryota, Viridiplantae, Streptophyta, Magnoliopsida, Brassicales, Brassicaceae.
ACAAGAGAGAGAGAGAGAUAACAGUUUAACACAGAAACAGCAAACACCACAGAAAACACUUUUAUUCUUUAAACCACAAAACAAAAAAAAACAAAAAACUAUUCAAUUUAAUGGGGAAAGGUGGAAAUUAUGCGACGGUGGCGGUGGAAGAGGUUGAGGAGCUACGGAGGAGGAACGGAGAGUUAGAGAGAGAAAUGGAGGAGAUGAAGAAACAGAUGGUUCAGCUGUGGCGGCGGACUGUGGUAGCGGAAGAGGCGGAGGAGAGACUCUGCUCGCAAUUAGCGGAGCUUGAGGUCGAGUCUUUAGAUCAGGCGCGUGACUAUCAGUCUCGUAUUCUCUUUCUCAUGGACCGAAUCUCUCGUCUCUCUUCUUCCUCCCUUGAAGUCGUUGUUACAAAUUCAUAGCUUGAUGGAUAUCAUUAUGUAUUUUCCAUUUAGUUUAAUGUUAAAAACGAAAUGUAAAGAAUUUUUGCAUAAAAUGCUUACAAUUUUUGAUCAUAUAAAGUUAUAAACCUCAUAAACGAAAUGUAAUGAACCCAUAGUAACAACUUUUUUUAUGGGGGAAAUUGAAAUUA